GAAAUUGUGACCCACUGCCAUUUAUAUCGUCAGAAACCUUCACACUGCGCCCAUUAUCGAAAUUGCUACGGCAGAUACCGAGGGUAAUAGUGCGCCUUUUGCCCCACGCCCAAAAUACCAACCGUCGCCAAAAAGCCUCGAUAUGGACCCGCUGCAGCACGCAGUUGAAGAAGCCUCCAAAUCACCACCUAAAAAAGCACGAGACAAGAAGCGAGAAGCACUGAAAGCGAAACAAGCUAAUCGCAAAUUCAAGGGUGCUUCUGCCCCUGAUCCCUCUUUGGGAAUCUCACUCGAAGACUUCACGUCCUUCACAGAGACCUUGAAGACAUCGAAAAGGAUCUUUGCCCUGCUUGGAGCCGGACUUUCCGCUGGGUCAGGCCUCGUUACGUUCCGCGGCUCGGAUCGGCUCUGGAGAGGCAUAGAACCUCAAGACCUCUCCGAUCCGCAAGCCUUCUUUGACGAUCCUGCAAAGGUGUGGUGGUUCUUCUCGGAUCGCAUGAAGAGGGCGCAAGAGGCUAAGCCGAAUUCCGCACAUGUUGCCCUGGUCAAGCUGGCGGAGCAUAAGGAGGGGUUCUUUGCUGUGAAUCAGAAUAUUGAUGGCCUCUGUGAGCGCGCAGGAUUCCCGCCUUCUCAGAUCGCACAAAUCCACGGCACCCUAUUUAAGAUCAAAUGCAGCAAGCACAGCGCCGAGAAAGACAAGUGCGACUAUGUCACCGAGGCGACAUACCCCGUCAACGAGAGCCUGACGAUUCCCUACGAUGUCGACAUCUCUGACGCCGCGGCUCCUCUUCCAGACGUUGGAGUUAAUGACCUGCCUCGCUGUCCCAAAUGCGACAACCUUCUCCGCCCCGCCGUUGUGUUCUUCGGCGAGGCCACCCCUCUUUCUAUUACCGAGCGCACCUACAACUUCACUUCUAACGGCCCCAUCGAUAUUAUGCUCGUUAUCGGCACUAGCGCCGUAGUCCUGCCAGCAGCGAUGUACAUCCCCGUUGCAAGAAAUGCGGGCGCAAAAGUCGCUUUCUUCAAUAUGGAGGAGAGUGAUGAAGGGCUCGCGACGGCCUGGCCUGGUGACUGGAUGUUCAAGGGCGAUGCCGCGGCUACGGUUGCAGAUAUGCUGAAGGGAGUGGUUGGAAAUGUGGGUGGCCGAGGUGGGAUGAACUAAGAUUGCACAUAGCAGGAGUGGCUAAAGAGCGAACGGGCUUGAUGAGCAAGUUUUGAGAAUUGAUCGCGACUCCAUGCUUUUGACGUACUCGCUCAAGCCGCCGACCCGCAAUGGGAAACAAUCUGGUACUCAAACCUGAGAGAUAGCAUCUUCUGAGCUCAUAAUAACCACCCAUACAAAGCUUGGGAGCCCUCGCUCUUCACUAACGACUGUAGUUAAGUCGUUCCCGCAAAUGUUGAACCGGUAGGGUUGUGGUCACGGGAGAGCGCCUACAACCUCGAACUACGCUGCAACGGCUCUAUCAUACCAAGCGCGACUACCAUCCAACUCCGCAAAUACUCC
Molecule: messenger RNA, 1504 nt
Organism: Trematosphaeria pertusa
Lineage: Eukaryota; Fungi; Ascomycota; Dothideomycetes; Pleosporales; Trematosphaeriaceae
Product: DHS-like NAD/FAD-binding domain-containing protein
Exons: 3
Coding region: 143-1162 (339 amino acids)
Molecular function (GO): NAD+ binding
Source: RefSeq, a predicted model, not a curated record